Debaryomyces hansenii CBS767 is the source of this 237-nucleotide messenger RNA. RefSeq lists its product as uncharacterized. Gene Ontology annotation, biological process: mitochondrial respiratory chain complex II assembly. Gene Ontology annotation, cellular component: mitochondrion. The record is from RefSeq and is a predicted model, not a curated record. NCBI's taxonomy places the organism in Eukaryota, Fungi, Ascomycota, Pichiomycetes, Serinales, Debaryomycetaceae. The coding region runs from base 1 to 237 and encodes 78 amino acids. The transcript has a single exon.
AUGGCACGUUUAUCAGGGUUACAGAGAGAGGUUUUGAAGCUAUAUCGUGCGUGUAUACGGUCAGUUAAGACUAAACCGGAGCAGAAUAGAGAACAUUGGAGAUUAUACAUCAGGGAAGAAUUCGGUAAGCACAGACAUCUUCCUAAGAAGCUGUUCAGUGUUAUUGAACAUUUAAUCCGGGUGGGCCAUAGAAGGUAUGAAAUGUACCUGAACCCAAAUAUUAAAGAUAUACAUUAG